GUUCCGACUUUAUUCUCAAAAACGUUGCGACUUUAUUCUCGAAACAUUACAACUUUAUUCUCGAAACAUUACGACUUUAUUCUCGAAACAUUACAACUUUAUUCUCGAAACAUUACGACUUUAUUCUCUAAAUGUUAAGACUUUAUUCUCAAAAACGUUGCGACUUUAUUCUCGAAACAUUUUGCAUUUGUUCUCGAAACAUUACGACUUUGUUCACGAAACAUUACGACUUUGUUCUCGAAACAUUACAACUUUAUUCUCGAAACGUUACGACUUUAUUCUCAAAAACGUUACGACUUUAUUCUCAAAAACAUUGCGACUUUAUUCUCGAAACAUUCUGCAUUUGUUCUCGAAACAUUACGACUUUGUUCUCGAAACAUUACAACUUUAUUCUCGAAACAUUACGACUUUAUUCUCCAAACAUUGUGACUUUAUUCUCAAAUCAUUUCAAAUUUAUUCUCAAAACAUUUCAAAUUUAUCCUUGAAACAUUUAGACAUACAGAAAUAACAAAAGGUCAUUCAAGGGAAUCUGUACAAUUUUAAGCACGCUUUUUUGGUUCAUGGACUGCUAUGUUUAAUUCAUAGAGAGAAAAAGGUUUUAGGGUUGAGAACUUUUUUCCUUCACUUAUGCACUUGCUGGUUUCAGUUUUCCCUGACUAGACUUAUUUUUUAGUAGGUUUGGUUCAUAUCAGUUGACCUGUAGCCUUGUUUUUAUUGACUGAAUAAACAGUUUUUAUUGACUAGUGCAAAACUCUGAUAUUGAUGCUGAUAUUGAUUUAUCAACCGCUUUGACCUUUCCGGGCAGAAGCUGCUGCGUUUCCCCUCCCACUCGUGUUUCUCUCCUCCCUCUCUGUCUGAUUCAGUCUGAUGUCAGGCAUCUGUUGGCAGCGGAUAAUCAUUUGUCUAUCAGACUGAGUCGGGGACAGGACGAAGAGAAGAACAGAGAGGAAUCAUGAGGGCUGUUUUUUUCUUCACGUGUCUUCUCUUUCAGACUGCCUGGUCAAUAUCUGAUGAGGAUUUCUUGGGUCCGGCUCAAUGUCUGAAUCAGAAUUACACUCGGUUGUCUUGCUCGAAAGUGUUCUGUCCUCCAUGGAGGCGAUGCAUCGGAGGACAGUGUGUCUGUAAGACACCGGACAAAUGUCCGCGGCAGCAAAUAAACGCCUGUGCGCUGGACGGAUCUACGUAUUACUCCCUGUGUCAGGCCAAUGCGAUCUCCUGCAGAAGCAAGAUGCCCACUUUCUCACACUUCAGCCAGACCUGCAAAGCGGAGGAUAACGUGAAAGUGACACUGAUGAACUCUGGGGCUCAUAAAGUGGUGGAGAUAAAAACUAAGUUGGGAAAAAAGCUGGUGUGUGGCAAAGACUGGAAUAUGGCCAUAGCAAAUGUCGUUUGUCGAAACCCUCUGAAAGUUGAGAGAGGAGCAGAGAAGGCGUCUAAAAUCACAUAUGUGUCUCUUGAUAAAACUAUUACAUGGCCAAAUGAGUGUAUGAGGGUUCACUGCACGGGAUAUGAGCUCUCAUUGGCCGAGUGUACGAUCUAUAAACCAGAGCCAAUCGCAGGAAACGCUGAAGUGGCCGUCGCAAAGUGUUACGAGGAACCUAAAGGCAAAUGUAACAAGUUCAUCUGUGCAAACGGGAAGUGCUUACUCCAUGGAAAACCCUGCAAUGGUGUCGAUGACUGUGGAGACAACAGUGACGAGAUGUGCUGCCAAAGCUGUCAUGACAGUGGUUUCCACUGUAAAUCGGGCGUCUGUAUUCCCCGUCACGCCGUCAGAGAUGGAAUCAGGGACUGUCUGGGAGGAGAAGAUGAACUUGAAGCUGUUCCUGUACACCCUACUCCACCUACGCCUCCUAAAACCAGACCCACACCUGGCCCAGGACCCUGCCGUACAGACCAGGCCAUCUGUCGGAAUGGACAGUGUAUUUCUCGGGGCUACGUAUGUGAUGGCAAAACACACUGUGCUGACGGCAGCGACGAGUUCAAUUGUGGAACUCCGUCUCCCUGUGAACCCAAUGAGUUUAAGUGUCAGAACGGCCGCUGUAGUCUGAAACUGUGGCGUUGUGAUGGGGAUAAUGACUGUCAAGACAACUCAGAUGAGAUGAACUGCCCCACUAAAGGUCCAGGGGACACAUGUGCCCCGGAGAUGUUUGUAUGUCUGUCUGAUCGCACAUGCAUUCCUCUCAGUUACCAGUGUGACGAGGAACCAGACUGCGCCGACUGCUCUGAUGAAUACGGUUGUGCACCUCCCACUGUGACCAUCUCACCAGAAGAGUCCAUUGUGGCAGCGCAGGGGGAUACUGUGACCUUUACUUGUUCUGCAAUUGGUGUGCCUGUUCCCCUCAUCUCAUGGCGUUUUAAUUGGGGACACAUACCAGCCAAUAGCAGAAUCACAAUGACCAGUCAGAACGGGCGAGGAACACUCACCAUCCGUGACUUCAAGGAAGGUGACCAGGGUGUGUACACCUGUGAGGCCAUGAACUCUAAGGGCCUAGUGUUUGCCAUUCCUGAUGGGAACCUUAGCUUGUCUCAGAGACCAAACCCAGUUGUGUCAUCCUCUCUGUACGCGUUAGCAGAAAUUGACAAAGCAGUAGUAAAGAAAGUAGAAGAACUUUUUUCUGAUCCAAUGUCAGAGAUCAGAGAAAUCCGCUCGUCUGCAGAGAGACAGCUGCAGUGUGGCGUUCCCAAUAAGGGGAAUGUGUACGGACAGGAAGGUCCCCGUUCACGCAGGAAACGUUUAGCAGGAUGGAAAGAGACCUUACCGACUCAGAUACAGUGGCAGGUGGCCAUUCAGGACGAAGGUUUGAUUCACUGUGGAGGGGCGUAUUUGGGCGGCUGCUGGGUUUUGACCGCCGCCCACUGCGUCAGGCCCAAACCGAAGUCCUUCCGAAUCAAGUUAUCUCUCUGGAGGAAGCAUCGUAAGCAGUCAACGACGGAGAGCAUCCCGGUGAAGAACAUCAUCAUUCAUAAUGAAUAUAACCCACAAACCCACGCAAACGACAUCGCUUUGGUGCAGCUGGAAACGCUGCCUCUUUCAGACAAGUGCGUGCAGGACAAUCCCGCGGUGCGAACCGUCGGCGUUCCCUGGUCCACCCAACAAUUCCAGCCUAAUGACACCUGCACCAUUUCCGGCUGGGGCAAAGAAGCGACUCUGAAAUGGGCAAACAUGACGCUUAUCGGCAACUGUGAGAAUUAUUACAAGGACCGCUUCCUCCCUGGAAUGGAGUGUGCAGGUGAUUUGGAGGGGAAGGUGGACUGGAUCCGCUUCCACACAGGCUGGCCGGCCGUUACCAAAUAUAACCAGUAAAUGAAGGAACAGACCAGUUCACAUCUGCUGAUUGAUGCUGUUACCGCAUACUGUGUGCUUUUGAAAACAUCUGAAUGUUUUUCUCCUAAUAAAGUGCUGAUUACACAACUAUGA
Messenger RNA from Labeo rohita (rohu), 3418 nucleotides. It is a transcript of the gene cfi, whose product is annotated as complement factor I. Gene Ontology annotation, biological process: proteolysis. The record is from RefSeq and is a predicted model, not a curated record. Gene Ontology annotation, cellular component: plasma membrane. Gene Ontology annotation, molecular function: protein binding; serine-type endopeptidase activity. The transcript is spliced from 18 exons. The coding region runs from base 953 to 3304 and encodes 783 amino acids. NCBI's taxonomy places the organism in Eukaryota, Metazoa, Chordata, Actinopteri, Cypriniformes, Cyprinidae.